Molecule: messenger RNA, 1148 nt
Organism: Limulus polyphemus (Atlantic horseshoe crab)
Lineage: Eukaryota; Metazoa; Arthropoda; Merostomata; Xiphosura; Limulidae
Product: coiled-coil domain-containing protein 51-like
Exons: 3
Coding region: 65-979 (304 amino acids)
Source: RefSeq, a predicted model, not a curated record
GUGUGUUGGUAGGUUAACAACUCGAUUCUUUCGUUAUUCUCUUGAAAAAGUCAGUAAUGGUUCCAUGAUUAGGAGAUACUCAAAUUCAACUUCCAAUAUUAUAACUGCUAAAGUUUCAAGUGAGCAGGUGGGAUCCAAAUUAUCGUAUUUAAUGAAAUACUAUGAGUAUGUUAUAGGUCUUACUGAAGUGAAAGCAGCACAGAACAAAGUUCUGCAGGCAGAACAAGUAUUUAUUGAUGCUCAGGAACUUCGAAGAAACUGUCAACAGAAAAUCCAGCAAAUGACUGCUUCUUUAAAAGACAUCCACAGAGAAUUGGACAAAACUUCACGAGGAGAGGAUCAUUAUCUUACAUUAAUUAGUCAGGAGCAUAGUAUCAUUAAAGAAGAAGAAAAUCUUAUUGAAGAAUUUAAACAACUAGACAACAAUGAGAGGGAUUAUUUCUCUGUAUUAUCAUUAGCUGUUCAAGAAAGUCAUUCAAAAGAGCAGGCUCAAGCAGAGAAAAUGAAGUACUGGUCUUUCAUUAGCUUAGUUUGUGGAGCAGUGAUUGGAGUGUUGGGAACCAGCUUCAAUAAAUGGAUGAAAGAAUUUGCACAAGAAACUCCAGGUCAGGGUGACCUUCAAAAUCUAGUCUUUUUUCUAAAUAAUGCAGUAAAAAAACAGUACAUACAAGUGACCGAAUUUAUUGAAGAUAUUAAGAAGAUGCUUGGUUACACUGGAAGUUCAAAAAUCAUACCUGGAGAGGGCACAGGUAGUAGCGACAAAAUAAAUAUUCAUAAUGACAGACUGGAAGCUACAUCUUGCCAAAUUGUCUCUGUACUUGAAAAUCAAGAAAAGGUUUUGUCUCGAGGCAUGAAAGAGGUGAAAACUUUACUUGAAACUCAGAUCAAACUGAUACAUCUUGGAGAAGACAAACUACCUGUUUAUGUAAGAGAAGAAGUGGGGAGAGGGAGACAGGUUAAAGAUACAGAAAAAAUUUAGAAUGGAAAAUUAAGAUUAACUCUUUAGCCACUGUUGCUUUUAUUUAUGGUGCCUUUGCUGUAAUUUUUCCUUUAGUGAUGCAAUUUAUAAAAGGGUCUUAAACUUAAUGUAUUGUAAGUUUGAGAAAAUGCAGUUUACACGAAAAUAAAGAAAAAAUAUAUAAAUUGUA